Perognathus longimembris pacificus (Pacific pocket mouse) is the source of this 1083-nucleotide messenger RNA. It is a transcript of the gene C1d, whose product is annotated as C1D nuclear receptor corepressor. Bases 60 to 485 code for a protein of 141 amino acids. The record is from RefSeq and is a predicted model, not a curated record. Gene Ontology annotation, molecular function: DNA binding; RNA binding. Gene Ontology annotation, biological process: regulation of gene expression; maturation of 5.8S rRNA. Gene Ontology annotation, cellular component: exosome (RNase complex); nucleolus. NCBI's taxonomy places the organism in Eukaryota, Metazoa, Chordata, Mammalia, Rodentia, Heteromyidae. The transcript has 5 exons.
GUCAUCAGCCCUCGCCAGCCUUCCGGGAGACAGGGAUCCAAGCCGCUGAGCUGACCACAAUGGCAGGUGAAGAAAUUAAUGAAGACUAUCCAGUAGAAAUUCAUGAGUAUUUAUCAACAUUUGAAAACUCCAUUGGCGCUGUGGAUGAGAUGCUGAAGACCAUGAUGUCUGUUUCUAGAAAUGAGUUGUUACAGAAGUUGGACCCACUUGAACAAGCAAAAGUGGAUUUAGUUUCUGCAUACACAUUGAAUUCAAUGUUUUGGGUUUAUUUGGCAACCCAAGGAGUUAAUCCUAAAGAACAUCCUGUAAAACAAGAAUUGGAAAGAAUCAGAGUAUACAUGAACAGAGUCAAGGAAAUAUCAGACAAGAAAAAGUCUGCCAAGCUGGAUAGAGGUGCAGCUUCAAGAUUUGUAAAAAAUGCCCUCUGGGAACCAAAAUCUAAAAAAGUAUCAAAAGUUGCUAAUAAAGGAAAAAGCAAAAAUUAACUUUGGGUUUUUAUUGUAUACAUAUUUUAAAAGUACAUCAUUUUUAUUGUGUUCACAAGAGUAAUGAUUAUGUGGUUUGAAUGUGUUCCUUUUAAAAUUCAUAUGUCUUUAUACUUUAAAUCUAUAAAUUCAAAUGUCUUUACUCUUUAAAUUUAUAAUGUGAACUCAUUUUUCCCUGAGAAAGAUUGUUGUCUUUAUUGAUUUUCCUAUAGAACAUCAUGAAGUUUUAACAUUGUGAGACAUUGUGAGACACUUCCUUAUCUAGGUAAAUUUUGGACUUAAUAUGUUAUCAUUAACUGAAAUUUAACUUAAAUGUUCAUUGUAAACAUUUGUAUUAUUUUAAAUGGCGUGAUCUUAGGGAAUAUGACCUUUGUACGUAGAAAAUAUAAGAAUUUCUGUUCUUAUUAUAUGAUUUGAAGAAAGAAUGAAGUGACCCAAAUGUCCACUUUUUCUUGAGUAGUUAACUCAUUAUGCCUUUAUAAUUUUAGGAAUUUCUUUCUUUAUAUUCAGAGUAUGUAGUUAAAACUUAAAGGUUGUUUUUAAUUCUUGGCACAUUACCUUGAAGUCCCAUUUAAAAUAAAAUAUAUUCUCAUUAACU